AUGGAGCACAUUGUUCACGUUUCCGAGGUUUCACCCCCCAGACCUUCAUCAAUUCACCCGAACGAGGCCCUCACGAAAAAACCCAUUGACUCACCAGUAGCCACGCAGGUCAGCCAUGACUACUCUCUACUUCCAUCGAAUAAUUCAGAAACGCGGCUUCCACCACUGAGGCAAGAGAUGCAUCCUCUGCCUAUUGAUAAGAAAAUUGCCAAUGCUGCCCCUCUGGGUCUGUGUGCUUUCGCUCUCACGAGCUUUUUAACGAACUGCAUCAAUCUUGGUGUUGGGGAUGUUCAGGCGGCGGGGGCUAGUGUCUCUUUAGCUUUGAUCUAUGGUGGCUUAGUGCAAAUUUUGGUGGGCAUGUGGGAGAUGGCUGUGGGAAAUACAUUCGGCGCCACAACAUUCACUUCUUUUGGUGCGGCUUGGGUCAGCUUUGCUCUGACUUCGACGUUUGAGAGUACCAACGCUGUGACAGACGCAGCAAAUGCAACAUGCCAAAACGAGACUUUGACUGGCCUUAUCAACCUGUCCUGGUUCAUAUUCACAACUCUGAUGCUCCUCUGCACCCUGAAGUCCAGUCUUGCCAUGUUCUCUCUGUUCUUCUUCUUGGAUAUGAAUUAUCUGCUCCUGGGAAUUGCGCACAUUGAAUGCAGCUCCCAGGGCCAGAUUCUCAUGGCCGUGCAGAAGGCUGGGGCGGUUUGCGGUAUACUAGCUGCGUUCUCAGCUUGGUGGAGCGCAUUUGCUGGUGUUUGUGACCCCGGAAACGGCUUCUUCACUGUUCCACUCGGUCACUUCCCUUGGUCUCCUGCGGCUCAUGCUCACCGAGCAAAGCCUAAGAUCGUAUGA
This is a messenger RNA of Penicillium brevicompactum, 843 nucleotides long. Its product is annotated as acetate uptake transporter family protein. The record is from RefSeq and is a predicted model, not a curated record. NCBI's taxonomy places the organism in Eukaryota, Fungi, Ascomycota, Eurotiomycetes, Eurotiales, Aspergillaceae. The transcript is spliced from 3 exons. Gene Ontology annotation, molecular function: acetate transmembrane transporter activity. Gene Ontology annotation, cellular component: plasma membrane. Bases 1 to 843 code for a protein of 280 amino acids.